Messenger RNA from Sinocyclocheilus anshuiensis, 1003 nucleotides. Its product is annotated as tropomyosin alpha-1 chain-like. The transcript has 5 exons. Lineage: Eukaryota; Metazoa; Chordata; Actinopteri; Cypriniformes; Cyprinidae. The coding region runs from base 142 to 690 and encodes 182 amino acids. The record is from RefSeq and is a predicted model, not a curated record.
AUGGUUACUUCCGGUGUGAUCUGAAACGUUGCUCCGCGUCUUCGCGCACACACAGAUCCGGGGCAGCAGCGUCUCUGAGCUGUGUUCAUCUGAAGGGACCGCGUUCAAAUACGAGGCUUUUAGUGGUUACUUAGAAUAAGAAUGGCGGCUACAUCGCUGGAAGCAGUCAAACGGAAAAUAAAACUGUUGCAAGAUCAAGCGGACGGCGCUGAAGAGAGAGCGGAGAAACUGCAGAGGGAAUUGGCGCUGGAGAGGAAAGCCAGAGAAGCAGCUGAGGGUGAUGUAGCUUCCCUGAACAGACGUAUCCAGCUGGUUGAGGAGGAGUUGGAUCGUGCACAGGAGCGUUUGGCUACUGCCCUGCAGAAGCUGGAGGAGGCCGAGAAGGCUGCCGAUGAGAGCGAGAGAGGCAUGAAGGUCAUUGAGAACAGAGCUCUGAAGGAUGAGGAGAAGAUGGAGAUCCAGGAGAUCCAGCUCAAGGAGGCCAAGCACAUUGCUGAGGAGGCCGACCGCAAAUACGAGGAGGUGGCCCGUAAGCUGGUGAUUGUUGAGGCUGAGCUGGAGCGCACAGAGGAGCGCGCUGAGCUGAAUGAGGGACGCCUUCGGAGAUUACAGGAUGAGCUUCGAGUGUUGGACCAAACCUAUAAGUCAUUAAAGGCAUCAGAAGAACAGGUACUGCACGCCAGUCAUUAGGUCGCAUACAUCUAACUGUCCCACUUGGCCUUGUGUGCUCUGUAGUAGGCAAAACUACCAUUUCCCUCACUUUCUACCCAUGCAGCUUUAUUUGGUCCAUCUUUUUUGUUUGUUUGUUUCGCGCCCUUCUAACUUAGCAGGAAUGCUGCAACUCGAUUUCUUCUCAUACGGUGUAACUCCUCACAACUUGCAUGCAGCAGUUCCGUAGACUUCGAUUCGUCAUCAUGGCACAUUCCUGCUGUGUUAAGGGGACUUUGGGAUCCCCUUGUCCUGCACCCUGUUUUGAUUGAUUUGGGGUUUUUGUCCAACCCCC